UUUGGAUGCAGCACGUACUUUCAGGUAGUAUAAACUUACUGGUAUCGCUUGUCUUUUGUCUGUGUUUGUAAAGACUUUACUGAUUAAUUUAAUUCCAACAGGACAGGAAUGUUCAGASUGGGAUCAUAUUUCUGCCCACCAUGGCUCCUUUUCUCUGCAGCGCUCCUGAGCACAGAGGCGAGACAAGCCGAAGGGUUAACGGUGACAUCAUCAGGAUGGAGGAGCAUCCAGAAGGCUGCAGGAGAGGAGGUGAUUCUGGGCUGCAGGUACUCCCAGAGUCCAUCCGACACAGGAGACCUGGACAUUGAGUGGUCUGUGGUCAGUCCAGACUCUACCAAAAAGGACAGAAUGCUCUUAUCGUAUGCGAGCGGCACUCAGCACCACCACGGUGACCAGGCCUCUAACGGGGGGCUCAGCUUUGCUGCAGGUGACCCCUCCAAAGGCGACGCCUCCCUCUGCAUCGCACGGCCKUCACCUGCCCACAGCGCCACCUACCGGUGCAAGGUGAAGAAGUCACCUGGGGUGGACUCGCUCAAGGUGUCACUGGUGGUAAUGGGUAAGACUGGGACGUGGACCACGUCCUGGGGAUURAACCUGUCGCUUUUAGCACCAGACUUUGUUGUUCUUUUGCUGGUUUCCUCAGUCAGUGUGAGCGGAGAGCUGAGGAUCAGGAACCACUCUCAAAGCUCCGCCGGCGUCUACCUGUGUGAGGUGAACAACGCCGUCGGAGCAGAACGCUGCAGGAUCAACCUGAGAGCCAACAAGGCUCUGAACAGCGCUGGAGUGAUGGUGGGGAAUGUUGUGGGGUCCACGCUCCUCAUCUUCAUCUUCCUCAUCUUCAUCGUUGUUUUUCACUGGAAGGUGAGGAGCAGACGUCGCUACGAGAAGGAGUUCUGCAACGAGAUCAGAGAGGACGCUCCUCCUCCUGACAGCCGCCCGGUGAGUCGGCGCCAAACACCCGUCAAACACGCGGCGUAUGAAAGCGGCGACGCGGCGCGACGUGGAGGGUUUCCUGUCCAUCUGUCGGCUUCACGUGUGGACGAGGAGGAAAGCAGCAGGCGUCUGCAGGAAGACUGAACACAGGCUUUAAACCAGAGAGCUUUAUUUCAUGACACACCUCAUUUGGAAAUACUCAACCAUUUAAAGAAAAUCAAAAAAAAAAAAAAAUACACCAACAGGUACUUGUUUUUUCCCAGGAUGAACUGACAGGAGUCGACAUCAAUAAUCACAUGCAAUGUGUUUUUGUCCACGACAUCAAAUGUCCUCGGACCCCUUCACUCAGUGGGAGGAGUUGGCAUUUUCCAGGGCGAGGGGCCUUUUACACUGCAGACAGUCACAUGUUCAAAAACAAAGCCCUCCUGCUGGGUGACUCAGGAGCUGAUGUGCUUAGUGUUUCCUCUUUAAAGCUCAGAAAGURUGAGCUGACAAGUUCAGCAGAAAUCUCUGCGUCUAUAGAAAUAAAAACAAAACUAAUUGAUUGUUUUAUUGUUUUUUUUUACUAUCAACAGAAAAACCUUACAGCAGCUUUUACACCCGCUCACUGCGGUGGAAAAUUGAGGGACGUUAGCGGCGUGAUGACGGCGCCGGGGAGUAAAAAAAAUAAAAAAUAAAA
Austrofundulus limnaeus is the source of this 1612-nucleotide messenger RNA. RefSeq names its product V-set and immunoglobulin domain containing 8a (gene vsig8a). The record is from RefSeq and is a predicted model, not a curated record. The transcript has 6 exons. Bases 109 to 1077 code for a protein of 322 amino acids. NCBI's taxonomy places the organism in Eukaryota, Metazoa, Chordata, Actinopteri, Cyprinodontiformes, Rivulidae.